AUGCAUGUUCCCACAGCCAAAGAAGGGGAGAACUUUGUCGACGUCCUCAUCAUCGGCGCCGGCAUAUCUGGAAUCAACGCCGCGUAUCGGAUCCAGUCCCAACUUCCAGACCACAAAUAUGUCAUCCUCGAAGGCCGGGCUGAGAUGGGAGGUACCUGGGACCUGUUUCGAUAUCCCGGCAUCCGCUCCGACUCGGACCUGUUCACCUUUGGCUUCGCCUGGCACCCGUGGAACCAGGACAACCCCAUCGCCGAGGCGUCGGCCAUCAAGGCGUACAUGAACGACUCGGCGCGCAUGUUCGGUAUCGACCGGCACAUCCUGUUCCACCACAAGGUCCUCUCGGCCUCGUACUCGUCCCGCGACAAGCUGUGGACCUUGUCCGUGGAAUACAAGGGGGCGGUCACGACCUUUGUGACGAAAUUCCUGAUCUUCGGCACGGGCUACUACGACUACGAACGGCCGCUCAAGGCCGACAUCCCGGGAAUCGACCAGUUCCAGGGGCCCGUGGUGCACCCGCAAUUCUGGCCCGAGGAUCUCGACUAUGCGGGCAAGAAGGUGGUCAUCAUCGGCAGCGGCGCGACGGCCAUCACGCUAGUGCCGUCGAUGGCCAAGACCGCCGCAAAAGUGACCAUGCUGCAACGCAGCCCGUCGUACAUCGUCUCCAUGACCAACAGGUCCAAGUCCAUCUUCGCCUCGGUCCUGCCGGCCAGGGUCAUGUCGCUGUUCACGCGGCUCCGGCUGAUCGUCAAGUCGCGGCUCUUCUACCUCUUCUGCCGGACCUUCCCACAACUGACCAAGCGCCUCCUCGUGCGCGGCGUGCAGGGACAGAUCCCCGAGACCCUGACGGUCGACCCGCACUUCUCGCCCCGGUACAAUCCGUGGGACCAGCGCCUGUGCCUCUGCCCAGACGGCGACUUCUUCGCCAGCCUCCGCAGCGGCAAGGCCGAGGUGAAGACGGACGUGAUCGACGGCGUGCAGGCCGACGGGAUCCGCCUGCGGUCGUCGGGCGAGACGCUGCCCGCGGACAUCAUCGUGACGGCGACGGGGCUCAAGCUGCGCCUCGGCGGAGGCAUCAAGCUCUCCGUCGACGGCGCGCCGUUCGACCUGGCCGGCAAACUGAUGUGGCACAUGGUGCUGAUGCAGGACCUGCCCAACGCGGCCUUCCUGCUCGGCUACACCAACGCGUCGUGGACGCUGGGCGCCGACGCGUCGUCGCUGUUCCUCACCCGCCUGCUCCGCAUGAUGGACCGCAGGGCCGUCGGCGCCGUCGUCCCGCGCAAGCACGCCGACGCCACCAUCCAGCCCCGCAAGUUCCUCGACCUCGACUCCACCUAUCUCCAGGCCGCGGAGAAGGACCUCCCCAAGACGGGCGACCGCGGCCCGUGGAAGGCCCGCACGUAUUACCUCGCCGAUCUGAUCUUUUCGAAGUAUGGCCGCAUAGGGGAGUCGUUGGAGAUGGUCAAGGCUAAUUGA
This is a messenger RNA of Fonsecaea nubica, 1473 nucleotides long. RefSeq lists its product as hypothetical. The transcript has a single exon. The record is from RefSeq and is a predicted model, not a curated record. NCBI's taxonomy places the organism in Eukaryota, Fungi, Ascomycota, Eurotiomycetes, Chaetothyriales, Herpotrichiellaceae. The coding region runs from base 1 to 1473 and encodes 490 amino acids. Gene Ontology annotation, molecular function: N,N-dimethylaniline monooxygenase activity; flavin adenine dinucleotide binding; NADP binding.